Messenger RNA from Fusarium musae, 1695 nucleotides. RefSeq lists its product as uncharacterized. Lineage: Eukaryota; Fungi; Ascomycota; Sordariomycetes; Hypocreales; Nectriaceae. The record is from RefSeq and is a predicted model, not a curated record. The transcript has a single exon. Bases 1 to 1695 code for a protein of 564 amino acids.
AUGAUUCGAUUAUACAUUCUUCUCUGCCUUCUACCAUACCUCUUCCUUACCACCCCAUUCACCCAUGCGGCCCUACUCCCUCGUCUCAAAGCUUCAUUCAAACUGCCAGGCGUAGUCUUCAGUGAACCAGUGGCUCGAUCUUUCAAGGUGGUACCUUUCAAGGAGCUUCCUGGGGAAUCACACCAUGGUCAUGGACUUCACCACACUCUCGGCCUUGUGAAGCGAUUGGUUGAAGACCAGGGCGAUAUGGUCGAGGUUACCGAGGAAGCCCUCCAGGAACUUUUGGAUCAGAUCAACAAACUCCAUGAGCAGGUGAACAACAUGAUGCCAGCUGGUGCGACGGACAAACAGCCUACUCUGGGGGCAGGCGCUUCGUCGGGGGGCCAGUCUGGCCAAUCUGAUCAAUUACCUGCAGGUUCUUCUAAUGAGUCUACUGGUAGCGAACAGUCUGAAGAGCCUGCUCCCUCUGGCAAAGCUGGUGUUCCCCAACCGGGAGUUGCUUCGGGUCCAUCAGAAGCUCCUGUAGUUUCGGACCCAUCUCUACGAUCCCCGUUGCCGUCACAGGCUAACGCAGCCACGAUUGUCGAGCCUCAGGUUCCAGGCGCUUCAGCUCAACUAGAUGCAUCGCAGAUAGAUACCGACAGGCAAGCAAAGACUGACCUGACGCAGCCUGCUGCAAAUCCCAACCAGGCAGCAAAGGGCGAAUCUACUGAUCCGUCUAGCGAGCCUGAGGCUGAAAAACUGCCUGGCAACAGCGCUGUCGUGACCCUUCCUAAGGUUGCAAGUGCUUCUGGAAAGGGGAACGUCGUGGAAUCAGGCGGUAGUCCCAAGAAUACUGUUGCUCAACCGACUGGGGAGCUUCAGGCUUCGACGGGAAGACAACCUAGCACAGCACAAGAUGUCAAACCGACAGAGAAUGGCAAGGCCAAAGAUCCUAGUAUCUCAUCUGUCAAGGAGGUUACUGGGGCCACUAGUACUACGCCCGGGGUUGCAUUUGUCGAGAAUCCCGAUGCCAUUGCCCAGACGGUCACGACCAAUGUCAGCUCUGGCGGGCAGACUAGUACUUCAGCAACGAAGGAAACUCAGAGACCAUCCGGUGCCAAAGAUGAUGAGUGUGUUGAAGAAGUAAGUGAUCUGCCCCUCAUACGUCGAAAACCUAACUGCACACCAGGUAGUAGGAUCGAAUCCGCGAGCGAGCCAGCACAAGAUACCACGAUAACUGUCGUCCUCGUACCUACUCCAGAGGCAGAUCCUUCCAAAGCCUCUGCAGCGGAAGCCGGGACACAGAUAACAGAAGACUCUCCCGCAACUGCAAAGGCCGAGGGAGCGGCCCCAGCGUUAGAGACAGAAGCCACCUUCACCCCAGACAUCAAGGCUGGAGACUCUCAGCAGCUCGCAGCACCAACCCUACUCCUAAAUCCGUCUUCUGUUUCUAGACCUGGGCCAACAGCGUUAAGCCUCAGAACUCUCGUGUUCACAUCUGUCCUUACAAGGUCUUCAACCAUCCUCGUAACUACUGUACGCACAGAGUUUGUUAAUGCAAAUCAACCCACUGCAUCAUUGAAUGCCCCCGGCCAUGUUUUCAAAGAAGACGAAGACGCAGACACGAAUGCAGCGUUCAACAAGGAUGGAAAGCUUGCUUUGGAAGGGAGUGUCAAUGAGGGAAGCACACCAGGUUCGGGCAUUCAUAAUUAG